Messenger RNA from Penicillium hordei, 420 nucleotides. RefSeq lists its product as uncharacterized. The record is from RefSeq and is a predicted model, not a curated record. Lineage: Eukaryota; Fungi; Ascomycota; Eurotiomycetes; Eurotiales; Aspergillaceae. The transcript is spliced from 2 exons. Bases 1 to 420 code for a protein of 139 amino acids.
AUGGCGAAUAAUAUUACAAACAUAAUCAGUAUCAUUGUGAAUCCGCUCCCUCCCACCCCCCAGUCCUCGCCUUCUCUCUCUGCUUCCGGGACCUCUCGGUCCAUAAGUGAAAAGUUGGUGUCCACGCCAGGCUUUUGGGCCUUGUUGGCCGUGGUCAUUGUCCUCCGCAAUGUCGGUACGGGCGAGCAGCGCGAGGAGACCUGCAGGGAUCUUCCCGCAGGGGAUGAUGUGGAUGGCCGUCUGCUUGCCGUGACCCCGGCAACCCCCACGACCCCGGCCACCCCCCAGAACCCCCAGACCCCCACCCCGCCCAAGAGGAAGAAGAGGAGGCUGGCCAUCUCAAAAUUGUCCAGCGGGAGUACCGCGGUGCGCAACACCUUGCACGGGCUGAAAGAGGCUGAAAAAGCCCUUCGCAAUUGA